This is a messenger RNA of Dendrobium catenatum, 664 nucleotides long. Its product is annotated as metallothionein-like protein type 2. Gene Ontology annotation, molecular function: metal ion binding. The transcript is spliced from 3 exons. The coding region runs from base 31 to 417 and encodes 128 amino acids. Lineage: Eukaryota; Viridiplantae; Streptophyta; Magnoliopsida; Asparagales; Orchidaceae. The record is from RefSeq and is a predicted model, not a curated record.
AAUUCUCAAGGAGCUGACAGAUUAAGACACAUGGACGGUGGAUAUUCAUCCUCCAGCUCUUCUUCCUCCUAUAAAUGGAGGUCACUUCAUCCACUUCCGCCACAUCCCAGCUUUAGAGAACUAAACUUACCUAAAAAAAACCCCUCCUUUUCCAUCCUUUUCUUUGAAAAGAGCCUGAAAAUGUCUUGCUGUGGUGGAAACUGUGGCUGUGGCGAUAGCUGCAAGUGCGGCAGUGGGUGCAGCGGAUGCAACAUGUACCCUGGUUUGGCUGAGGAGAAGAUCACCACAACUCAAACAGUAAUUCUUGGACUGGUGCCAACAAAGGGAAAACUUGAGGGAUUUGAGAUGGCUGAGGGAUCUGAGCAUGGGUGCAAGUGUGGAUCCAACUGCACCUGUGACCCAUGUAACUGCAAAUGAAAUAAACUUGAAGGAGGAGCUUGGUUUGGUGUUUGCCUGGUUUGUUAAUCAAGAGUCUAUGAAGAAUUAAUAAGAUGCCUAUGUGCCAUGUAUGUUUUAUGCAUAUAUGAUGAUAUGAUGCAAACCAUACAUGAUACAUGCAUGCAUGAUGGUCAUGACUAGUUUGUGUUGGCAGCCUAUCUAUGUUUGUCUUGUGUUGUGUGUGACAUUUUAUAUUAAUGGUGAAAAGAAUAUAGCUCCUUCUUAA